Messenger RNA from Cricetulus griseus (Chinese hamster), 2084 nucleotides. The record is from RefSeq and is a predicted model, not a curated record. Lineage: Eukaryota; Metazoa; Chordata; Mammalia; Rodentia; Cricetidae.
UCCCUAGGAGCAGCAGCCACAACAAUCCGGCAGUUCAAAGUUAAGCAGCAAUUGCACAACUUCCAGCAACUCUCUCAGCCUGCUGCUAAUGAGCUGAAAGCCAGGAACAUCUGAGGUGGUGAAAAGGAAGCCUCCAGCCUCCUCAUUUCAGCGGGGGACCCAGGCACCCCUCCCCAGACCCAGAUCACUUUGAUAUAAGGACUGUGUUAUUUGCUUGCCUUCCUGGACAGACCAUGGCUCCCUUUGGAAGAAAUUUGUUGAAGACGCGACAUAAGAACAGAUCUCCAACUAAAGACAUGGAUUCUGAGGAGAAGGAAAUUGUGGUUUGGGUUUGCCAGGAGGAAAAGAUUGUCUGUGGAUUAACUAAACGCACCACCUCCACCGAUGUCAUCCAGGCUUUGCUGGAGGAACAUGAGGCUACAUUUGGAGAGAAGAGAUUUCUACUGGGCAAGGCCAGUGACUACUGCAUCGUAGAGAAGUGGAGGGGCUCAGAGCGGGCCCUUCCUCCACUGACGAGGAUCCUGAAGCUAUGGAAGGCUUGGGGAGAUGAGCAAGCCAACAUGCAGUUUGUUUUGGUUAAAACAGAUGCCUUUCUCCCAGUUCCACUGUGGAGGACAGCGGAAACCAAACUAGUGCAAAAUAGUGAAAAGCCUUGGGAGCUCAGUCCGGCGAACUACAUGAAAACUUUGCCACCAGAUAAACAAAAACGAAUCGUCAGGAAAACCUUCCGAAAACUGGCUAAAAUUAAGCAGGACAUGUUUUCUCAUGAUCGGGACAGUAUGGAGACUUUGGUUCAUCUAAUUAUUUCUCAGGACCACACUAUUCACCAGCAAGUACAAAGAAUGAAAGAGUUAGAUAUGGAAAUUGAGAAAUGUGAGGCUAAGAUCCACUUGGACCGGGUAGGGAAUGAUGGGGACAAUUACGUUCAGGAGGCAUAUUUAAUGCCCAGGGUUAGUGAAAAGGAGCAAAUGCUAGACUUUCAACCUGAGGACAGCCAGGCUCUGGUGGACGUGCACGAUGGUGAGGGGAUGGCACAGCUAGAAGAACGGCUGCAGUACUACCGAGUGCUCAUCGAAAAGCUCUCGGCUGAAAUUGAGAGAGAGUUGAAGAGCUUGGGCAUCGACGGAAGUGAAGAUUCAGAGGGGGCAGCUGCCUGUGAACUCGAAAACUCUGAUUUAGAAAAUGUGAAGUGCGAUUUGGAGAAGAGUAUGAAAGCUGGUUUGAAAAUCUACUCUCACUUGAGUGGCAUCCAGAAAGAGAUUAAAUACAGUGACUCAUUGCUUCAGAUGAAAGCAAGAGAAUACGAACUCCUGGCCAAGGAGUUCAGUUCGUUUCACCUUAGCAACAAAGAUGGAUGCCAAUUAAAAGAAAACAAAGGAAAGGAACACGAGGCUGCCAGCGGCAGUGCGGAGAUCCCUCCAUUAACUCAAAGGGCAUUCAACACAUACACAAAUGACACAGAUUCGGACACUGGCAUUAGCUCCAACCACAGCCAGGACUCUGAGACAACUCUGGGAGAUGUGCUGCUGUUGUCAACGUAAAUCUGAUGACUUCUUUCUGACUAUUAAUGAUGUUUUGUGUGAUUUAAUAAGAAACUCUAUUCCAUAUAUAACUCUGAAAGUGUAAGCCACACUAAAAUAUUUAGUAAUUGAUAAAAAUUACUAGUGAAAUUGUUGCUUGUUUUCAUAUAGUGUUUCCAAUUUGACUUUAUUACAGGUUCAAGCAAUGAACUAUGUAUUAGGAAUGCAGCAGAUGUAACCGAUGGUUACAUAACACAGAAACAAUGUAAUGGGGAGUGAUUGAUAAUUCCCCCACAUUAGACAUGUGUGACAUGAACUUGAAAACAAUUCUCAACUUUGUUCAUCAAACUCUCCAUACUGCAAGCAUGAAGAAGAAAAAUGAACACAUGUUCAUCAUUUUUGACAACAUUGUGUCAUCAGAGUGUCAUCAGAAUAUUUAAGUCUUGUAAAUCUUUUUUUUAAAGAUUCAAAUCUUUUUUUUUAAUAGACUGUAAAAUGUCCCAUGUGUGUGUAUGUGUGUGUGUCUUCCUGGCUGCUGUCUUUUUAAGUCUAAGGGACAGGAAG